Pyrenophora tritici-repentis Pt-1C-BFP is the source of this 522-nucleotide messenger RNA. RefSeq names its product SelP-N domain containing protein. The record is from RefSeq and is a predicted model, not a curated record. Lineage: Eukaryota; Fungi; Ascomycota; Dothideomycetes; Pleosporales; Pleosporaceae.
AUGGCUACUGCCCCGCCCGCACCAGUCCCCAGUCUGUACCGCUUUGUCUUUCUCUGGCUGGAGCCCGUUUCCACCCUCACAGGCGCCGUCUAUGCCUACUUCUUCCAGCCCAUCUACCUCAACCUCACCCAUGCCCCCAGUGCUCCCGGCUCCGACAUUCCCAUUGCUACAAGCGUCGUCCUAGCCCAGCUAGCCAACUUGUACCUUGGCUUGAGUUUGAUCGAAGCCUCUAUCCUGCGCGCAACCACCGAACUCAAGGUCUGGAACGCCCUCAUCGUCUGUCUGCUGCUCGCCGACUUUGGGCACCUGUAUUCCGUCCUACCCCUUGGCGCCCAUGUCUACUGGGCCUAUUGGCGGUGGAACGCCAUUGACUACGGCAACGUCCCUUUUGUCUACUUUCUCGCCAUUACCCGCAUCUGCAUGCUCUUGCGCCUAGGUUUCCCCAGCCAAGGUGUGAGUGAAGGUGUGAGUGAAGGUGUGAGUGAAGGUGUGAGUGAAGGUGAGAGGUUGAAGAGCACAUGA